Molecule: messenger RNA, 2271 nt
Organism: Pollicipes pollicipes
Lineage: Eukaryota; Metazoa; Arthropoda; Thecostraca; Pollicipedomorpha; Pollicipedidae
Product: jasmonoyl--L-amino acid synthetase JAR6
Cellular component (GO): cytoplasm
Molecular function (GO): acid-amino acid ligase activity
Source: RefSeq, a predicted model, not a curated record
GUGUGGUGGCACUCCUGCUGCUGGUCACCAUCGAUCUGGUGUCGAUGCCCCGCUCUCGGUUCCACACGUGGCGCUCGCUGCUGCUGCUGUACCUGAUGCGGCGCGUCAGUCAGCUGGUGGGUGCCUACGGCUGGCGGCGCCUGGGUGCUGGAUACUGCGACCUGUACUGCGCCCAGGAGCGCUUCGUAUUGGAGACGCUGCGCCAAAACGAGGACAGCGACUACGGCCGCGAUCACCGCUUCUCUGAGAUGCGCUCGUUGGAGGAUUUCCGACGAAUUCACCCAGUGACGGAGUACGACCACUUCAAGCCAUACAUUCAGCGGGUCACGGACGGAGACUUGGGGGCCCUGUACGGACCCAGCGAAAAGAUCUCCAUGUUCUACUGCUCAUCGGGCACCACCGGCUCCAGCAAACGCAUCCCAAUGACGUCCAACGGCUUUAAGAGCACCUAUGUGAAGAUUAUUGGCGCAGUCCACGGGUUUGUCGGAAAAACUUUCUUUCCUUCCAACCUUUUGAAGGUGAUGCUGCUCCCGUGCGCUCCACGAUGGCGUUACACCAAGACUGGCGUCAAGAUAGGGCCGGCCUCCGCGCACAGCAUGUCCAACGCGCUGCUGUCCAGUCAGUACACCAUGCCUCUUGAGGCCAACAUCAUCACCUCCGAGGCGGAGGCACUCCAUGUCGGCUUCAUAAUGGCGCUGCGCGACCGCGACAUCUUUUUCUGGGAGGCCGGCUUCGCGUUCGGCCUGUGGAACCAGCUGCAGUUCCUGGAGCGCCACUGGCCGCUUCUCGUCCAGGGCAUCCGCACCGGCCGGCUGAGCGCCACGCUCAAAGUCAGCGACGAGCAGCGACGCACCAUCGACGCGCUGCUGACGCCGGAGCCGCGCCGCGCCGACGAGCUACAGCGGGAGUUCGAGCUCGGCUUCGACGGCAUCGUGCCACGCAUCUUUCCACGCAUGCGCAUGGUGUCGGCUCUCUCGUCGGGCACCUCGAUGGCCGUGUACAGGGAGCGGUGCAAGCGAUAUCUGGGCGGCCUGCCGGUCAGCUCGCCCAUCUACACGGCGUCGGAAGGCGUGUUGGGCGUAAACGUGCGCGAGCCGGGCCGGUCGCCGGCCUACGCGCUCGUGCCUGGUGGCAACUUUGUCGAGUUCCUGCCGGUGAACGAGUCGGGUGAGGCGGAGCCGGACGUGGCGCCGCUGCUGGCGUCAGAGGUCCGCGUUGGCCAGCUCUACGAGGUCGUCGUCACUAACGCCACCGGGUUGUACCGCUACCGUAUGGGUGACGUGGUGCGCGUGGUCGGCACCUUCCACCAGUCGCCCACCUUCGACUUCCAGUUCCGCGCCAAGCAGAUGCUCAAUGUACACAUGGAGAAGGUGUCGGAGGCGGCGUUCACGGCGGCGCUCCAGCAGGCAGUAGAUGCGUGGCCAGACCAGCGCUUACUCGACUUCACCACGGCCGAGAGCGUGCUGGACUCGGCGGGCGCCGCCGGGCCGCCGCACUACCUGAUCUUCCUGGAGCUGAGCGGACCGCCGUUGUCACCGGAGCAGGCUGCCGACGUCGACCGUUCGCUCCAGGAGAGUCACUACGUGUACAAAUCGUUCCGCGUCAAGGACGCCAUUGGACCGAUGCGGCUGGUGCGCGUGCAUGAAGGCACGUUUGCAGCGUUCCGUCAGCACGUGUGCGUCACCACGCAGGCCACCAUGCAGCAGUUCAAGCAGCCAAGGGUACUGCGCGUCGAGGAACAGGCGCGGUUCUUCCUGGAGAGGGCAGUGUGAUGACAUGAGGUGCCUCUGUGUCUGCGGCAAGGUAGUUGUAGGAUAUCUAGCCGGUGUUUUCUGACAAUCACAAGAUCUCGCGCACCAUGCGCACCAACAAGCUAUAGGAAGCGUUUGUGUUGUAUUUCAAUAUGCAGCUAUUAGAAUGCACUCGAAGAUGGAGUGCGAUUUUUGAAAUGCAUCAUGACUUAUGUCCUUUGUUGAAGGAUAAGUGUAGCAUUUGCCUAGCGUAUAAUUCCUUCUCGGUAUUCAAAACAGCUAUUUUAUUGGCUUCUAUUUCAUGCAUGAAUCAUGCCGGCCGUUGAUAUGUUAGUUGUGUGACGUGUAGUGUCGCAACGAUAUAAUUUAUGGAGAGAAUCGGCUUGGAUUACAAAUGCAGAACAAUGAUGCUUAUACAUGACGUAGGCCAUACUCACGAAACCCGUGAAUCAUCAAGACUUGCGUGCCGCGCGCAUUGAAUAUCAUUUUCGAUUACCAGCCUCGCAGACGAUCGAAUAGA